Molecule: messenger RNA, 2673 nt
Organism: Coniosporium apollinis CBS 100218
Lineage: Eukaryota; Fungi; Ascomycota; Dothideomycetes
Exons: 3
Coding region: 1-2673 (890 amino acids)
Biological process (GO): tRNA 5'-leader removal
Cellular component (GO): nucleolar ribonuclease P complex; ribonuclease MRP complex
Source: RefSeq, a predicted model, not a curated record
AUGGCUAAAAGGAAGCAGGCGCCCACUCCUGGAAACUCCCAAGGCCAACAGAAACGCCAAAAAACCCGAGAUGCUCGCUCAAUCGCUGUCCAGUCAUCCGACAAAGCCUUCAACAACGGGGAGCUUGACCUGUCUUCGUUCGUCAAAGCGCGGGAAUUCGAGAUUCAAGCUCUGGAAAAUGGUCUCAAGAGGUCUAAGAAGUCUCUUUCCAGCCGAGCUUUUCAGGAGGUCCCUCGGGAUCUGAGAAGGAGGACCGCAAGCCACAAUGCAAAGAGGGUCCCCAAGCGGCUGCAAAGGCGGGCCAAGAAAGAGAUGGCAGAAGACAAUACGCCCACGGUGACCGCCAGGAGCCGGAAGAAGACUGGGCACAUGCGGCUGCGGGACGAAACUGCUAGACGUCUGAAGCAGCUCAGCGCUAAGGUAAAAGCAAAAAAGGAAGCUGCCCUGGAAGGAGAUGUUACAGUUACAAGAGAUCCGCCGGAGGACGGUAUCCAAGAUACCGCUGCGGGCGGCGGUGAGAAUGCUCAGAAGCCGGCUUCCAUCAAGCCACGAAAACCGCGCGUCAAGCAGAAUGCUCUAAAGAAGCCUCCAAAUCCACCAGCAAAAUUCCGGAAACGGCAGAUACAUAAGACUUGGCUACCCACUCAUAUGUUCCUCACUAAGCGUGCCCACAUGACCCCGCCAAAAGAGCCUCUAUGGAGGUUUGCGAUCCCCCUGACGCCAACAAUGAAAGGCUAUCGCCCAACGCAUAGAUCCAGUACUCAGAGGGGAGCCGUUGCAUGGGACAUGAGCUACAUGUCCACGAUUGGCCUGGAAGGGCCAGAGAAGAGUAUUGAGGGACUGCUCAAAGCUGUAGGUCUAGACGGUGGUGACCUUGCGCAAGGCGUAUGGGGUACGCGGGGCAAAAAAUGGAAGAGUGGGGUUAGAGCUUGGGAAGGCUGGCUGUUUGAUCAACGAAACUCGGCUUCCAAAGCCAUUGCGCCUGCUACCGUCAUCUGGUGUGCCCGGGAACGGCAGAGCGAGGAUGUCGAGAUGACGGCUUCCAACAUUCCAGGAACGAGCGAGGAGAAGGCGAAAGCGAGGAGGAAGGCGUUGGUCAGAGUCCAUCCGGCCGGCUUCUUGCAGCUCUGGAAGACGAUCGUACCUCUAGCAAAAGUACAAAAACCUCACGUUAAUGUUGAGGACAUCCGGUUCGAAAUUGGAAGCAUCGAGAUCACUGGCCCUGGGUCGGCCGAAGCUCUCGUGGGCGCGUUGUGGCCGACGCAGCUUGGAGACCACCGGAAACACCCACUAGACACUCCUUCAGGCUUAUGGCCGGUUCUGGGCUCGGUCACGAACCCAGCGAGCCUUCCUAAAGACGUUGUCCUAGGCUUCAACAUCUCUGAUCCACGUCUUCAUCAUCCACCUACCGCCGUGCCGCUGCUUCGAGACGCGAAGAGCCACAGUGACCUUAUGGCUGUUCUUGCAGACUGGCCACUCGACAGGACUCAGCCAGCGCCCGCGCUGUUUGACCGAUCAUGCCGCCUCUCAGCCUCCCGCGCCCUGCCAAGCCAAAAGUCUAUCAACCGCCGCAAAACUGAUGCUGUACCUGGCAAGCUGCCUGAGCCUCGUCCAACUGAUCCAGAUAUCCCCGUUCUGCUUUAUACCAGCAGAGCUGUGGCUGCUUCGCAAGCCACCUGGACAGUCCUCCUGCCUUGGAAGUGCGUGCAGCCUGUCUGGUACAGCUUGAUGUACUAUCCUCUCUCUACAGGAGGCAAUGUUCGUUUUGGCGGUCUCCAGGAGAAACGGCAGAUUGCGUUCGAAGCGGGCGCGCCAUGGUUCCCCGGAGAUUACCCUGGGACAGCGGCAGGAUGGGAGUGGGAGGUUAGCGAGAGACAAAAGAGGAAGGACGAGUGGACAAGAAGACCGAAAGGCAAGAGGAUCGAGUGGACUAGCGUAGACCUUGGCCUGGGACGCAAAGGGGAGAUUGGAGCGGGUUGGGCAUGUGAUUGGCAACGACUGAUUGAUGGUCCUCCUGCUGAAGGAGCGAAGCCAGCUACAGAGACCGAUAGCCGACCAGCCACGCUUCACCAUCUUCCCGCUCCUACCGCAAAAGAUCUUCUUACUAACCCUAGCCCUAAAACUAAAGAAGCCGCCGGUGCCCUUGCAACGGUUAAACUGACUCUUAUAACCCGCGGCGUCCCAACAACCUGCGCCCGUAUCUACCGCUUACCGAGAAAGGAUCUCGAACUGCGGAAGAAAUGGCUUUCCUUACUCCCAACCCCAAAGGCCAAAACUAGACAAAAGCCCAUUAAUCAGAGAUGGCCUCCUCCUUUACCCAAGGAUACGCCCGACCAUGUCCGCGUCGCCCGCCUCGCGGAGUCUCUAUUGAAUUCUGAGCCGAUCCAGCUGGGACAUCCAGAUUACCCAUGUGUUCCGGAUGAGGAAGAUCUAAUCGGCUUCGUCACCACCGGGAAUUUUAACCUGGGUGAAGGCCGGGCUACGGGAAUCGGCUGUUUGCUUCUGGAGAAGGUUAUCUCUCCUACUGCCGGAACUGAGCAGGAACAGCCAGCAGAUGGGUCAGCGCCCGAGCUGGAGAAUGUCCCAAAGGUGAGCGAGCACACGAAAACGCUGUGCAUCAUCCGGGAGGCUGGACAGAGCAUCGGCAGGUUAGCUAGAUGGGAGUUUGUGUAG